GUGAAGUCCCAGAUGCAGCUACCCCAAUACCCCGACCCCCGCAGAAUGGCCGACCUGUGUGGCUCAGGAGCCCGAUCCGACCACGGCUAAAUAAAGACCACAGACCAAUCGAAAUGCAGGAAUUCCUCAGUUGGCCGCGGGAAUCCCCGACGUCGCAUCCAGCAAAUGACUGAUCUCCCUCGCUCAACCUCUGAGUUUCCCCGGGAGGGAAAAAACAAGGAACACGCAGGCAAACGCAGAAAAAGCCGGAAUUUCAACCCUACGACGCACCUUGAAUCUAGCCAGAUUCCAUCAUGCUUGACAAUUGCCCACCAUUCCUUCGACAAUGAACGACCGGCCCGAUAACCUUCACGACCAUUCUUACUCGGAGUCCACCGCCAUCUCCAGACCGCAAUCUGUCGCGGUCGCCAGCAGUCGGACCUCUACCUCUCACGACCCGAACCCAGGGGGCAACCACCACAACGCCUUCGAACUCCAUCAAAUUGAGACCCAUGAGGAUGAUGAACCCUGGUCGCUUUCCUCAGCAGAGUCUCGGGUUAUCACCCGCCGGUCAAGAUCGGUCGUGGACCAACGCUCUAUACGCAGUCAGCCACCACGCAAGGGGCUCGCGGGAUGGGUGCAGAAACGAUGGGCUCGGAAUGUGGUCAUGACGGUGCCGGAGAAUAAGAAUCGCGAUCAUUUUGCUCUGGAACGCACGUUCCUCGCCUAUAUCCGAACAUCGGUCGUUCUGGCAAUGCAGGGCGUGCUUGUUGCUCAGCUGUUUCGCCUGCAGCGGGAGUCGACUGCCAACGACCGGCUCGGGUAUUAUGAAGUGGGAAUUCCUUUGUCGGUGAGCUGCCAUGCGGUCGCUAUUGCGGUGGCUGUGAUUGGCGCCUAUCGUUUCUUCAAGCAACAACAUGCCGUGGCGUUGGGAAAGAUAUAUGCAGGGGGAUGGGAGCUCAAUUGCAUUGCUGGGUUGUUUGCUGCUGUGAUUCUAGUAACCUUCGUCCUGUCCCUUGUGAUUGCGGUGGAAAUCGACAUGGAUCAUGACAAUGCGACCCUCAUGGCAUAAAAGUGGGAUCAAUUUUUCGGGAUGUUAUUAUAAUGUUUACCAGGGAUAUAGACUAAUG
This is a messenger RNA of Aspergillus candidus, 1109 nucleotides long. RefSeq names its product DUF202 domain-containing protein. The transcript is spliced from 3 exons. The record is from RefSeq and is a predicted model, not a curated record. Lineage: Eukaryota; Fungi; Ascomycota; Eurotiomycetes; Eurotiales; Aspergillaceae. The coding region runs from base 326 to 1051 and encodes 241 amino acids.